UGAGAGGUCCACACAGCUGGAGCUGCAGAACCUCAGAGGUCCACAGAGACAGCCAGAGGACAGCAGGAGAGACGAUGGUCAAACCAAGUCCAAUCCACGGGGUUCUGUUUCUGAUGGAGGUGGCUGCUGCAGGCUUGUUGAAAGCUGACGUCUCCCCGCCUGAUGGGGGGGACACCAUCAGCCACCCCCUGACCCUGGUGCAGCGCCUGGAGGCCCUGCUGCUCCAGGCGAACGGAAGUGACGUGACGCUGCGUGUGGAGACGCCCAACGCCGACGAGGUGAAGGUGAUCCAGGCCCACUCCCUGGUCCUGUCCCUGCAGAGCCCCGUGUUCCAGGAGAUGCUGCGAAGCAGGAACAGCAGCACGGUGGUGCUGGGGGAGAGCUCCGACUGCGCAGCCGUGUUCGACAAAUUCAUCAGGUAUCUGUACUGCGGAGAGAUCUCUCUUCGUUUGGACCAGGCCACACCGCUGCACAAACUGGCCACAAAGUACCAGGUUCUGAGUCUUCAGCGGGGAAUCACCCACUACAUGACCCAGAACCUGGCCCGGGACUCUCCGUCGGGUCAGGUGGCGGGCUGGUAUGAGUACGCCCUGCAGGUGGGGGACAUCACUCUGAGGGACAGCUGUCUGCAGUUCCUGGCCUGGAACUUGUCGUCGGUUCUGCAGAGCGGGGAGUGGAUCAGCAUCAGCAGCGAGCUGCUCAUGACCCUGCUGGGCCGCUCCGACCUGGUCCUGCACAGCGAGGUGGAGCUCUUCACGGCUCUGGAGGCCUGGAUCGUCCAGAACGAGCCUGACAGUUUGACGGCAGAGAACGCCCUGAGAGCUGUGCGUUACGCCAUGAUGCCCCCGCGCGAGUUGUUCCGCCUGCAGACCCAGUCCACGGUCCUGGCUCGGUACCAGGAGUCGGUGCGCGACCUGCUCUACAUGUCCUUCCAGUUCCACUCCGCCUCGCCGCUGCAGAUGGCCAAAUACUUUGACGUGAACUGCAGCCUCUUUGUACCCAGGAACUACCUGUCGUCGGUGUGGGGGUCCCAGUGGAUCAUCAACAACCCGACCCGGGACGACCGCAGCACCAGUUUCCAGACCCAGCUAGGCCCCAGCAGCCACGACGCCAGCCGGAGGGUGACGUGGAACGCCCUGUUCUCGCCCCGCUGGCUUCCCCUCAGCAUGAGGCCCAUGUACACGGAGACCGGUGCCAUGCAGCCCACGCGCGUGGACGGCGGGCGCCCUCGGAUCAUCAUCACCCCGGCCACGUCCAGCGCCGACUUUGCCGGCGUGAACUUCCAAAAGACGGUGCUGGUGAUGGCCCAGCAGCAGGGCAGGCUGGUGGUGAAGCACGUCUACAACUUCCACCAGAGCACUGAGGAAAACGGCGACUUCCUGUCCGACGCCAACCUGUACCGCCGCACGUCCGAGUACCUCGUCGACGGGUCGCUCUUCCUCCAUGUUGUCGUUAAACCGCUUUACCAAAGCCUGAUCACCACAAAAAACUGA
Messenger RNA from Nematolebias whitei (Rio pearlfish), 1493 nucleotides. It is a transcript of the gene btbd17a, whose product is annotated as BTB/POZ domain-containing protein 17. Bases 75 to 1493 code for a protein of 472 amino acids. The record is from RefSeq and is a predicted model, not a curated record. Lineage: Eukaryota; Metazoa; Chordata; Actinopteri; Cyprinodontiformes; Rivulidae. Gene Ontology annotation, molecular function: protein binding. The transcript has 3 exons.